This is a messenger RNA of Punctularia strigosozonata HHB-11173 SS5, 1410 nucleotides long. RefSeq lists its product as uncharacterized. The coding region runs from base 1 to 1278 and encodes 425 amino acids. Lineage: Eukaryota; Fungi; Basidiomycota; Agaricomycetes; Corticiales; Punctulariaceae. The record is from RefSeq and is a predicted model, not a curated record. The transcript has 2 exons.
AUGGCCUUCCAAACCUCCACCUCGUCCACCACCACCACCACCAACACGCACACCCACCCCCCGCCCUCCUCCCAAACCUUACCCUUGAGCAAAGCGACCACACCCUCGUCCAACGGCGGCGGCGGCGGCGGUAACACCCCUCCGGGCAACACCUUCCUCUUCGGCGCGAUCGUCGUCUUCGUCGCGCUCUUCAUCGCCUUCCUCGGCUGCGGCCUCUCCGCCCGACGCGGCUGGGGCAUGCGCCGCCGCCGCGCCGCCGGCCGCUGGCUCGCCGAUCUCACCGGCGGCGGCGGCGACGACGACGCGCACAGGGGGUCGCAGCAGCCAAAGGACAGCGAAAAACCGAUACUAUGGGACGCGUACGUCCGCGACGCGAAGCGGGGUCGGAACGACGACGUCCGGUGGGACGGCAUCGCGCCUUUGUCCGUCUCGGCCGUCCUCCGACCCGUCGCCCCGCCGCCGGUAGACACCACCAAACCGCCUCCGUUAUCCUUACCUCCUCAAGAACAAGAAUCACCCCCGACGUCGCGCAUCCGCUCCCUCCUCGCCCUCCUCUCCUCCUCUCCGUUCUCGUUCUCCCGACGCACAACACCACCUCCUCCGCCCCCGCGGCUCCCGACCACAACCGCCGCCGCCGCCGCCGCCGCCGCCGCCGCCGCCGCCGCACCUCCGUCACCGCAAUCGACACCCUUCAGGGCGCCCGGGCCCGCGCGCUCCCCUACCCGCCCCUCCGCACUGCGUAUCCUCCGGGACUACUGGCGCCCCGAACUGCCCCCCUCGUCACCCCCUCGUCCACAUCCUCCGCAUCCUCGUCAUCCUCCAACAACAACAACAACAAGCCGCGAAGAACGCGAAAGAGCGCUCGAGCGGUGGUUGCGCGACGCAGAGACAGGAAAGGAGGAAACGGAGAGGGGGAGGGAGACGGAGAGGGGGAAAGAGAAUGAGAAGACGGUCCAGGUCGCGUGUCUGGUGCUCAUGCCGACCCGGCCUCGCAGGCGUGCCGGCGCGAGUAGAGGAGGAGGAGGCGGAGGAGGCGGAGUACGAGACAGCGGAUUCGGCGAAGGCCCCUCCUCGUCGCUUUCUCUCGGCGGUGCCGAUCGGUCGAUCGAAGGAUUAAGAGGAGGAGGAGGAGAAGGAGGAGGAGGGGUACAGGAGGAGGAAGAAGGCGAAGAAGGAGAAGAAGGCGUGCCCGACGCGGUGCUCGGCGUCGCGAGCGUCGCGCUCGCGCGGACGAGGCGUACGCCCAGUCUGGCGGGUGACGGGGGCGCGGUGCUGUAGUCGUUUGAUGACGAUUUCGGGGCGCCUCGUAUGCACGGAUUUUUUUUUUCCCAUACACAUCUUUUUUAAGGAGGGGUUUACGGUUCGGGCAUGUAUUCUACACACGACCGCGAUUUGUCUCGAUAUCCUGGC